CGCCCUAUAUCCUGUGUCACCGCAUGUUGGUGACACAGGAAAGUAGUUCCGGCUGGCGGGGGGCAAUAAAAAGCGGUGGCUGCAGCAGAACCAGCGGAGCUUUGGUCCCUGCGAAGUUCACACAGUAGGUCUUUUCCUGCAGAUACAGAACCAGUCAUGUUGAAGUCAAAGGAUACAGGAUCGUCCAUCAUCCACACCCAGCAGCUACAUGCUGCCAUGGCGGAUACCUUCCUAGAGCACAUGUGUCUGCUCGACAUCGACUCUGAACCUGCCGUGUCUCGCAACACUGGCAUCAUCUGCACAAUCGGACCUGCCACCCGAUCUGUGGAAAAGUCCAAGGAAAUGAUCAAAUGUGGGAUGAACAUCGCAAGAAUGAACUUCUCUCAUGGCACACACGAGUACCACGCUGAGACCAUCAAGAAUGUCCGCGAGGCAGCCGAGAGCUUCGUUGCAGGAUCUGUUGAUUACAGACCACUGGCCGUCGCUCUGGACACCAAGGGACCCGAAAUCAGGACCGGACUUAUCAAGGGAAGUGGCACCGCUGAGGUCGAGCUGAAGAAGGGUCACACCAUCAAGCUCACCCUCGACAAACAGUACAUUGAAAACUGCGAUGAGAAAUUUCUGUGGCUCGACUACAAGAACAUCACCAAGGUUGUGCAGGCUGGAAGCCACAUCUACAUUGACGAUGGUCUGAUUUCCCUGAAGGUCAAAGAAAUCGGCAGCGACCACCUCGUGUGUGAGAUUGAGAAUGGCGGUAUGCUGGGCAGCAAGAAGGGCGUCAACCUGCCCGGAGCUGCUGUCGAUCUCCCCGCUGUGUCUGAGAAGGACAUUCAGGAUCUGCAGUUCGGCGUGGAGCAGGGUGUUGACAUGGUCUUCGCCUCCUUCAUCCGUAAGGCUGCUGACGUUCAUGCUGUCAGGAAAGUGCUGGGCGAGAAGGGCAAGCACAUCAAGAUCAUCAGCAAGCUGGAGAACCACGAGGGCGUGCGCAGAUUUGAUGAGAUCCUGGAGGCCAGCGAUGGCAUCAUGGUUGCCCGCGGAGACUUGGGAAUUGAAAUCCCAACAGAGAAGGUCUUCAUCGCCCAGAAGAUGAUGACUGGCAAGUGCAACAGGAUCGGCAAGCCAAUCGUCUGUGCCACACAGAUGCUGGAGAGCAUGACCAAGAAACCACGCCCCACUCGCGCUGAGGCCAGUGAUGUCGCCAACGCCGUCCUGGAUGGCAAUGACUGCAUCAUGCUGAGCGGUGAGACCGCCAAGGGAGACUACCCCCUGGAGGCCGUGCAUACACAGCACAUGAUUGCCCGUGAAGCCGAGGCCGCCAUGUACCACAGACAGAUGUUCGAGGAGCUGCGUCGCACCUCUCAUCUGACCCGUGACCCCACAGAGUCCGUUGCCAUCGGCGCUGUUGAGGCUUCAUUCAAGUGCUGCGCCAGUGCCAUCAUUGUGCUCACCAAGUCUGGCAGGUCGGCUCACAUGCUGUCAAGGUACAGGCCCCGUGCCCCCAUCAUCGCCGUGACCCGCUGUGGCCAGACGGCCCGCCAGGCUCACCUGUACCGCGGCAUCUACCCUGUGCUCUACACCAAGCCCGCCAACGACGUCUGGGCUGAGGACGUUGACCUGCGUGUGAACUUUGCCCUGGAAGUUGGCAAACACCGCAAAUUCUUCAAGUCUGGUGAUGUGGCCAUUGUCGUGACCGGCUGGCGCCCAGGCUCUGGUUACACCAACACCAUGAGAGUUGUGCUGGUGCCUUAAGCUUCACCCAAGGACAUUAGUAACCGCUCCCGCUCCCCCUCCCCUCUCCUGUAAAUGGUCACCCACCCCCAUGUUGGAUUUUUCUUGUCUGUCGGUCUCCGUUACCUGUAGAAAGUUAAAACCAGGGCCGCUCCUUCGAAGGACUUUCGAUGGUGUCGUUUAAAGAUUGUAACUCCAUGAUUCCUGUCACAUGUGUAGUUCAUUGUCUCAAUCCUGCUGCUGAGUCUGAACUAGAUUUGUUGUGUUUCACCACUUUUAAUCCCAGAGAGGCUUUCAAGUCCUGAUUUUAUUCUUAGGUAAAAUAUGCAACUUUUCAACCACCUCACUAAAAAAAAUCUAUACAAAUUAAGACAAUCAGAAUAAUAUGAUAACACAGCUUUCAAGCAAGCUCCGGCAAAUCCGGUAAAACUGUUAUUAUAGGACAGGGAACAUCAGGUCUGUCCACUAUUUAUCCCUUGUAUGAAUAAUAUUACAAGUAUGCGUCUGUUUUGAACCUGGAAGUAUAAAAUAAAGAUUUUAAUCAAA
Molecule: messenger RNA, 2274 nt
Organism: Hippoglossus stenolepis (Pacific halibut)
Lineage: Eukaryota; Metazoa; Chordata; Actinopteri; Pleuronectiformes; Pleuronectidae
Product: pyruvate kinase PKM
Exons: 11
Coding region: 157-1749 (530 amino acids)
Biological process (GO): glycolytic process
Cellular component (GO): cytoplasm
Molecular function (GO): potassium ion binding; magnesium ion binding; pyruvate kinase activity
Source: RefSeq, a predicted model, not a curated record